Molecule: messenger RNA, 1129 nt
Organism: Aspergillus versicolor CBS 583.65
Lineage: Eukaryota; Fungi; Ascomycota; Eurotiomycetes; Eurotiales; Aspergillaceae
Exons: 1
Coding region: 8-889 (293 amino acids)
Molecular function (GO): hydrolase activity
Source: RefSeq, a predicted model, not a curated record
AACAAGCAUGUCCAUUCUGCGGUACCUCUAUCUAAAGCUCGCAGCGGCCAUCAUCCGCUCGCUCGCCCGGUUACCCGGCCGAAUCUUGUCUUACCCGGACGCCGUGCGCCACAUCCCCUCGCGGGAUCCCCAGCGCACCAUCAAGGCGCACCUGUACCACUCAACAGACAAGGACCAUCCCAAGCCCGUUCUGCUCAACUUCCAUGGAAGCGGAUUCAUGAUCCCCGCCCAUGGCUCCGACGACGCAUAUUGUCGCCAGUUAAGCCGCGAGGCAGGGUAUACCGUCCUAGACGUCCAGUACCGAUUAGCGCCCGAACACCCCUUCCCGGCCGCAAUUGAGGACGUCCAGGAUGUCGUGCGCUGGGUGCUAAAUCAACCAGAGGUCUUCGAUCUUUCCCGCGUGUCCAUCUCCGGCUUCAGCGCGGGCGCAAACCUCGCCCUCGUGGCGAGCUCCUCCUUGUUCCCCCCAGGCACAUUCCGCUCCGUCCUCGCCUUCUACCCCAGUGUUGCGGCCUUUAUCGACCCGUAUACCCUGGUGGCACCUGAGAAGGGCGGACGUCCCAUCCCGGCAUUUGUGCUCCGCCUGUUCAGACAGAGUUACGUGCAGUCGCCGAAGUUCAGCCUGCGGGAUCCGCGCAUUGCGCCGAGUCUUGCGGAGCCGAGUCGCUUUCCCAAGAAUGUUCUGUUUAUUACGGCGGGGUAUGAUACGCUCGCGCUUGAGGCUGAGAAGUUUGCACAGAGACUCGAUGAGGAUCCGGGGCGGCGUGUUGUGCAUGAGCGCAUGGAUAAGUGUGACCAUGCUUGGGAUAAGCUUGCCAGAGAGGGAACGCAGGGGUGGGAGAUGAAGGAAAGGGCUUAUCGUCUAGCUGUGGAGAUGUUGGAUAGCUGAUUUCUUUGCUUGCGGCCUGGUACUUGUGUUCCUAUCACUGGAGUGGCAUAAUUAGGUAGACUGGCGAACGCGAAUUGUACAUACUUUUAUGGAACCGUAGACCUUUUACCGUCUGAAUUACAACUCUUCAUCAACAACCAUCCGUCAUCCAAUCAAGCAUUAUCACCAAAGGUCUUAUUCUAUCAAUAUUCAGUCAAGAAGUCAUUCCGGAAGACGGCUAAUAGCACUGGUGAGCUUUUU